Molecule: messenger RNA, 2695 nt
Organism: Physcomitrium patens
Lineage: Eukaryota; Viridiplantae; Streptophyta; Bryopsida; Funariales; Funariaceae
Source: RefSeq, a predicted model, not a curated record
CCACGGAUGCGGAAACUCGGAUCCAGGACAAGAUGGGGACUCCCACAACAAGACGAAGCUGGAAUUCCGCAACCGGGGAUCGCAGCCUGGCACUGAUUCGGCACCCUGCGAUGUUGCUGGCGUCAUCUGUGGAGGCUUGCAAUAGGGUAAACCUCAGCGCAGAGGGACGGAGAAUCGUAUAGUAGCUGCUGGAGGUGGUGGGAGUCCGACAAUUCGCAGCAGAGCAUGCACGAAUGGCAGUGGUCUGUGGCAGUGAUGGCGCCCUCCGUCUGACAAGCUGGUGAGAUUUGUUUGCACGCCAGCCGUAGGGUUUUUGUCGAGUGUGCAGUGGUGGGAGUUACCCCUUGGGGUAGAAUUAUUGCGGUAGCUUGCAACAACGGACGGGGUUUGAGAAUCUGAAGUGGUAGUAGAGUUGGUGUGAUCGUUUAUCUAUUAUCAGCGGAAAUGUGCCAGCAGGGAGCAACAGGAGGAUGAAAGCAGUGACUGGUUGAAUUGCACUUCUGCAUGAAAAUUGUCGCUCCAUAAUUUGGAUACAUUUUGAAUUGGGUUUGACUUCUUGCUGAGAGGUUGCAUACAGGUUUUGGGUUUAACACAUUGGGAAGAAGGUACUAAGGAUGCCGUCUACUUGCAAGACUUUGGCAUUGCCAUCUCACUUACAGUUGCUCGUAGAAAUGCCACUACCAUGAGAAAUUACAGCUUUCACUUGAAAAAGGUACUGAGUAGAGGUUGUGAAGGACUUUCAACAGAGCUGCAUUCCUAUGCAUGCUUUUGUCAUCAGCAAGCAAUUUGAAGAUCGGAGAAGGGUAGGGAAAAGGCUCCCUGUCUUUGAAACAUCAUUCACAAUGGGUUCUGGAAGCCAACAAUCGGGAGUUAAGCAUUCCAGGGGAGUGCGGGGUUUAUUGUUAAUGGUGAUGGUGUUUGUCACCAUCACCCAAAGCUUAAUGCAUGUUCAGGCUAUUACUCAUCCUGGAGAUAUUGAAGUUCUGAAAGAGGUGAAGAUGGCGCUGAAUGCAUCCUCCAUUAUGAACGCCUCAUGCAUGGGCUCAUGGGACUUUGCUUUUGAUCCCUGCGAAGCUCGGGCAAGUGCCCAUUUUACCUGCGGGAUAGAUUGUAGCCUACCCGUGUCCGGCGUUUCUCGCAUCAUAGGGAUUCGUCUCGAAACUGGCGCUGGGUACACGGGCCUCCUCUCACCUGCUGUGGGCAACCUCACUGCUCUUCAACGGCUCAUAGUCUCUGGAAACAACCUCCACGGUCCCAUUCCCGACACUUUAGGCAAUUGCAUGGAGUUGUUUCAACUGGACCUUUCAAAGAACGCGUUCAGUGGGCAAUUGCCAGCAUCUUUAGGCCUCCUUUCCACUCUCUCUUUCUUCUCGGUUGCCAAUAACUACUUGGAAGGGCCCAUCCCAGAUUCUUUCAACCAGAUGAAGAAUUUGACCUACAUGUACUUGGACAACAAUCGUCUGAUGGGAAGCAUCCCAUCUCUUGCAGGGAUGUCCACUCUCUCCUUCCUUGACGCAAGCAACAACAACCUUACCGGCUCCUUGCCUUCCGUUCCCCCUCAACUCUCUUUGCUCUCAUUGCGCAAAAAUCAAUUGACUGGCCCCCUUCCCCUAAGCUUGAAGAAUUUAACCUUUCUUCAGGUCCUAGAUGUGCGGGAGAAUAAGCUCAACGGUUCUGUAUUCUCGUUCCUCUUCAGCAUGCCGAAUUUGCAACAGAUGAACUUAUCUUACAACCAGUUCACGGAUGUGGAGCCUUACAAUAUGUCGACGGGGGAGAAAAGUGAGCUUUUGUCCAUGGAUUUGAGCUUCAACGAGAUUGGGGGAACGUUACCCGAGUUUCUAGCGGAGAUGCAGAAGCUCAUGGUUCUUGCUCUGCGGUCAAACCUGUUCACGGGGUCCAUUCCUUACUCCUAUGCGCUCAAAGUGGCGGACCCACCCAAUGGAACGGUUCGAUUGGGGCAGCUGUACAUGGACGACAAUUAUCUGACUGGGAGUAUUCCGUCUCCUCUUCUGAAUCUGACCUUACCUGAUUUCCGUGCUAAUUUUGUGAGGAACUGCCUAGAAAGUUGCCCGGACACUCUCUCUUUCUGCCAAGGGGCCACUCAAAAGACUCCAGCGGAAUGUAAUGUACCGAUUGUGUUGCCAGGCUGAUCAUUCGAAUCCACUCGUUCCGUUUCUGUUUUCAACACCCAAGAACUGGGGCGAGUAUGAUUUUGUUUAUUUAUUUAUUUUUUUUGUCUUGUAGAGGAUUACAUUUGAACAGACAGGCUGCAGAUGGUGCGUGUGUAUAUAGGUUAGUAAGGCAGACAGUGGAAUAUUAGAUGUUGGUGACGCAUACAAUACCAGUAUUCCACAUUUGUGCACAGUUUUCAAAUCGCACCACAUUGAGAUUGGCUUUGUACGCAGAUUUAUCUUUACAGAUACCUCGAGAUUGUAUGCGAUAGCAUGUACAUCUAAGUCGUGAUAUUGCAAGGCGGUGCUUGUGAAACUCUACUGGUAAAGUGGAGCUAUCUUCUGUCCAAAGAUCUGGCAUGGAUCUAGACUUGCUCUGAGUAUCAUGCAAAUUUCACUAGCAGGGCAGUCCUAACAGUAACUUAUGUGGACUCCAAUGGAAAGCAAAAUGUGCCCGGCCCUUGUGUAGCAGCAUAUUCUGUCAUUCUAUAAUCCUAAUAUUCUGGCCUACUUGUCUUGAUUCA